Molecule: messenger RNA, 923 nt
Organism: Fomitiporia mediterranea MF3/22
Lineage: Eukaryota; Fungi; Basidiomycota; Agaricomycetes; Hymenochaetales; Hymenochaetaceae
Exons: 4
Coding region: 1-696 (231 amino acids)
Biological process (GO): TRAMP-dependent tRNA surveillance pathway; nuclear polyadenylation-dependent rRNA catabolic process; U4 snRNA 3'-end processing
Cellular component (GO): cytoplasmic exosome (RNase complex); nuclear exosome (RNase complex)
Molecular function (GO): RNA binding
Source: RefSeq, a predicted model, not a curated record
AUGGCUACCACCACCUUGCCCGGCGAGCUCGUCGACGCCAAACACGCUAAUCUAAAGCUCGGACCUGGCCUGCUCGUACUCUCAGACCAGACUGGUACAUCUAAUAUCAUCUCCACACGCGCCGGGGCGCUGAAUCACUCGGCGAAUGGAAGCAAGUGGUGGGUCGAGAGUAAUUCUCGUCGGUAUGUCCCUGCGCCUCAGGAAUAUGUCGUCGGAACGGUAAUAGCGAAGGCGGGUGAAGGAUGGCGGAUAGAUAUCGGUGGUGCGCAUAUGGCGAGUCUGGACGGGUACGCAUUCGAGGGUGCGACAAAACGGAAUAAACCAAACUUCAAGAUUAACUCAUUGAUCUACGCUCGUGUUUCGUUAGCACAUAAAGACAUGGAACCUGAACUCGAAUGUUUCGAUGCUCAAACUCGCAAGUCUGAAGGUUUCGGUGAGCUCAAAGGUGGCUUCCUCGUUCGAUGUAGUCUCGGGAUGUGUCGCUCGUUGCUAGAUCCGAAAUACUUCCUUCUUCCUUUGCUCGGCUCGAUGUUUCCACUCGAGACAGCAGUGGGUAUGAACGGACGUGUGUGGAUAAAUACCAAGUCACCAAAACAUACUGUUGCUGUUGCCCGGUGUAUCGAAGCUGCAGAUCCCGAUGGGGGAGGCAUGGACGUGGAUGAGAUUAAGAAACUAAUUGGCACGUUUGACCUGUGACGUAUAUUGCAAGCAAUAUUUUUUUUGUCGUUGUCGAGAGCGACACAGUUGAAGGAUGACGGAUAAAGAUGAUGACUACGCUACAAAUGCUUUGCGUGCGUUAUAGAAAGUACAACUUCCCGUGCUUUCUGGGCCUGCUUGUCCUGCACCUGCAGACUGCAUUACUAAGUACUUAGAUGGACACUCACUUCUCAUAUAUCAUACAUACUUAUACAAUCCAUUUUGUU